CUUAUGGCUCUCCUGGGCCCUGGGUUGGCGGCCCCACUGUGCCUGUCACGGCAGCUCAGUGCCAGAGGUGACUACGUGCUGGGUGGGCUCUUUCCCCUGGGCACGGCUGCAGACACGGGGCUGGGGGUCAGGACCCAGCCCCAGGGCAUCCAGUGCACCAGGUUCUCUGCCGUGGGCCUGCUCUGGGCGCUGGCCGUGAAGAUGGCCGUGGAGGAGAUCAACAACAGCUCAGCCCUGCUUCCCGGGCUCCGUCUUGGCUACGACCUCCUGGACACCUGCUCAGAGCCCAUGGUUACCAUGAAGCCCAGCCUCAAGUUCCUGGCUGGAGUGGGCAGCUGCCGCGUGGCCGCACACUGUGAGUACAUACGCUACCGGCCCCGUGUGCUGGCUGUCAUCGGUCCUCACUCAUCGGAGCUGGCCCUCAUCACCGGCAAGUUCUUUGGCUUCUUCCUCAUGCCCCAGGUCAGCUACGGCGCCAGCACUGACCGACUGAGCCAACGCGAGUCCUUCCCGUCCUUCUUCCGCACGGUGCCGAGCGACCGCGAGCAGGCAGUGGCCAUGGUGGCUCUGCUGCGAGCACUGCACUGGAACUGGGUGGCCGCCCUGGGCAGUGAUGAUGAGUACGGCCGGCAGGGCCUGAGCCUCUUCUCCAGCCUGGCCAGCACACAGGGCAUCUGCGUGGCCCACGAGGGACUGGUGCCGCUGCCCGGCCCGGCCAGCACCCCGCAGCUGGGGCCCGUGCUGGACCUGCUCCACCGCGUGAACCAGAGCCGCGUGCAGGUGGUGGUGCUCUUCGCCUCACCCCUUGCCGCCCGCAGCCUCUUUACCCACAGCACGCAACAGAAGCUCUCGUCCAAGGUGUGGGUGGCCAGCGAGGCCUGGCUCACCUCGGACCAGGUCAUGUCGCUCCCGGACAUGGCCCGGGCAGGCACGGUGCUCGGCUUUCUGCAGCGGGGAGCGUCCGUGCCCGGGUUUCCUGCCUAUGUGCAGAGGCGCCUGGCCCUGGCCGCUGACCCCGCUUUCUGCUCCUCACUGGAGGCCGAGCAGUCGGGGCAGGAUGAGCAUGUACUGGGGCCACGCUGUCCCCAGUGUGACCACAUCUCUCUGGACGACGUGUCUGGGGGCAUGCCACCCCACAAGACUUUUGCUGCCUAUGCCGCCGUCUACGGCGUGGCCCAGGCGCUCCACGAUGCUUUAGGCUGCGGCCCCUCUGGCUGCCUCCGGGGGCCCCUGCGGCCGUGGCAGCUCCUGAAGAACUUGUACAACGUGAGCUUCCGUGCACAUGGCCUGGAGCUGAGCUUCGACGCCCAAGGGAACGUGGCCAUGGAGUACGACCUGAAACUGUGGGUGUGGGGAGCCCCAAGGCCCGAGCUGCGCACCGUGGGUCACUUCGAUGGCCGCCUGCGGCUGCGGCGCAACCAGAUGCGCUGGCAUACGCCAGGGAACCAGUGCUCGCCGCAGUGCGAGGAGGGCCAGGUACGCCGUGUGAAGGGUUUCCACUCCUGCUGCUACGACUGCGUGGACUGCCCAGCUGGCAGCUACCAGCACAGCCCCGGUGACACCCUCUGCAGGCGCUGUGCCCCUGACCAGUGGUCCCCUGCGCGAAGUCCGCGCUGCUUCCCCCGCACGCCCAGGAUCCUGGCCUGGGGGGAACCUGUGGUGCUGGUGCUGCUGGCCCUACUGGGCCUGACGCUGAGCCUGGUGCUGGGGGCCCUGGGGCUCUUCCUGCAGCACCGACACAGUCCACUGGUGCGAGCCUCAGGCGGACCUCGAGCUUGCUUCGGUCUGUCCUGCCUGGGCCUUGGCUGCCUUGGUGUCCUCCUGUUCCCAGGACGACCCAGCUCUGCCCGCUGCCUGGCCCAGCAGCCACUGCUGCAGCUCCCACUCACUGGCUGCCUGAGCACACUCUUCCUACAGGCCAUCCAGAUCUUCGCCGGGUCGGCGCUGCCACCGGGCUGGGCAGGGCCGCUGCAAGGCUGCCUGCAGCGAGCCUGGGCCUGGCUGGUGGUGCUGCUGGCGCUGCUGGUGCAGGUGGCACUGUGUGCUUGGUUUCUGGUGGCCUUCCCGCCGCAGGUGGUGGCCGAUGGGCAGGUGCUGCCCUCGGAGAUGCUGCUGCAGUGCCACCAGCACUCCUGGCUGGCCUUCGGCCUGGUGCAUGCGCCCAGCAAUGUGCUGGCUGCCCUCUGCUUCCUGAGCACUUUCCUGGUGAGGAGCCAACCCGACAGCCAUACCGGGGCGCGCAGUCUCACCUUCGCGGCGCUGGCCUACCUGCUCACCUGGACUUCCUACGUACCCCUCUCUGCCAACGUGCACGUGAACUACCAGCCAGCUGUGGAGAUGGGCGCCACCCUCCUCUCAGCCCUGGGCAUCCUGGCCACCUUCCACCUGCCCCUGUGCUACAUGCUGCUCCGGCAGCUGCAUGGCAACACCCCCGCCCUCUUCCCGGGGGAGGGGCCCUGCCAGGAGGGUGAAGUGCCUGGGCAGGCCCAGCACCCGCAGUCCUGA
Molecule: messenger RNA, 2505 nt
Organism: Sorex fumeus (smoky shrew)
Lineage: Eukaryota; Metazoa; Chordata; Mammalia; Eulipotyphla; Soricidae
Gene: TAS1R3
Product: taste 1 receptor member 3
Exons: 6
Coding region: 4-2505 (833 amino acids)
Biological process (GO): sensory perception of umami taste; G protein-coupled receptor signaling pathway; sensory perception of sweet taste
Cellular component (GO): membrane
Molecular function (GO): sweet taste receptor activity; G protein-coupled receptor activity
Source: RefSeq, a predicted model, not a curated record